AUGGUUUCUCAAUCGGUCAACAAGACCGCUCUCCACCCUGGUGGUGUUGAGCCCUCCCGCGAACACACGGAGCUGGAGGAAGAACUUCACUCAACCGCCCAUAUUGACUACGACCGUGUGGCCAUUGUAGCCAACCCUUCUGUAUCCGCUCUCUACGAGGAUGCUCUCGUCUACGAGACCGGUACCGCCAUCACCUCUUCGGGGGCCCUGACCGCCUACUCAGGCUCCAAGACUGGCCGGUCGCCGCUCGACAAGCGUGUUGUCAAAGAGGAAAGCUCAGAGAAGGACAUAUGGUGGGGACCUGUGAACAAGCCCAUGACACCAGAGGUCUGGAAGAUCAAUCGCGAACGAGCCGUCGACUAUCUCAACACCCGGAACCGCAUCUAUGUGAUCGAUGGGUACGCCGGCUGGGAUGAACGGUACCGCAUCAGCGUCCGAGUUGUCUGCGCCCGUGCCUACCAUGCCCUCUUCAUGCGGAACAUGCUUAUCCGACCCACUCGAGAAGAGCUGAAGAACUUCCAUCCUGACUAUGUCAUCUACAAUGCCGGCUCGUUCCCGGCCAACAGGUACACGGCCGGCAUGACCAGCGCUACUAGCGUUGCCAUCAACUUUGCCGACAAAGAGAUGGUCAUCUUGGGUACGGAAUAUGCGGGCGAGAUGAAGAAGGGUGUCUUCACCGUCCUCUUUUACGAGAUGCCGGUCAAACACAACGUGCUGACGCUCCAUUCGUCGGCCAACGAGGGUGAGGACGGCGAUGUGACGGUCUUCUUUGGCUUGUCGGGCACCGGCAAGACCACUCUUUCAGCCGAUCCCAAGCGCAAGCUGAUCGGUGAUGAUGAACACUGCUGGUCCGACAAGGGUAUCUUCAACAUCGAGGGAGGCUGCUAUGCCAAGUGUAUUGGCCUGUCUGCUGAAAAGGAGCCCGACAUCUUCAAUGCCAUCCGAUUCGGCUCGGUCCUCGAAAACGUCGUCUUCCACCCUGAGACCCGCGAGGUCGACUAUGAUGACGCCACUUUGACGGAGAACACCCGCUGCGCAUAUCCGAUUGAAUACAUCAGCAACGCGAAGAUCCCCUGCUUGAGCAACAACCACCCCAGCAACAUUAUCCUGCUCACCUGUGACGCCCGUGGUGUUCUGCCACCCAUCUCCAAGUUGAACACGGCUCAGACUAUGUUCCAUUUCAUCUCGGGAUACACCUCCAAGAUGGCCGGUACGGAAGACGGCGUCACAGAACCCCAAGCCACCUUCUCUUCCUGCUUCGCUCAGCCGUUCUUGGCGUUGCACCCCAACCGGUACGCCAAGAUGCUUGCGGACAAGAUCUCGCAACACAACUCGAAUGCCUGGCUGCUCAACACCGGCUGGGUUGGUGCCGGAGCGACCACGGGCGGCAAGCGUUGCCCACUGAAAUACACCCGUGCCAUCUUGGAUGCCAUCCACUCUGGGGAACUGGCCAAGGCCGAGUACGAGAACUACGAAGUGUUCAACCUGAGCGUGCCCAAGAGUUGCCCUGGUGUCCCCUCUGAGCUUCUGAACCCCAAGAAGAGCUGGACCGGAUCGGCCGACUUUUCCGAGGAAGUGACCAAGUUGGGCAAGCUGUUCAACGAAAACUUCAAGAAAUACUCGGAUGAAGCCACCGAGGACGUGAUCAAGGCCGGUCCAGUGGUGUAG
Capronia epimyces CBS 606.96 is the source of this 1668-nucleotide messenger RNA. Its product is annotated as phosphoenolpyruvate carboxykinase [ATP]. Gene Ontology annotation, cellular component: cytosol. The coding region runs from base 1 to 1668 and encodes 555 amino acids. Gene Ontology annotation, biological process: gluconeogenesis. Lineage: Eukaryota; Fungi; Ascomycota; Eurotiomycetes; Chaetothyriales; Herpotrichiellaceae. Gene Ontology annotation, molecular function: phosphoenolpyruvate carboxykinase (ATP) activity; ATP binding. The transcript has 3 exons. The record is from RefSeq and is a predicted model, not a curated record.